GGGCCCCGCCCCCGCCCCGCCCUCCCUGCAGAGCCACCGCGGGGGAACCCACUUUCCGAGGAACUUUUCGCGGGCGCCGGGCCGCCACCGGGGCCAGGACGGGACGUGAACGCGCGCAGCGGCGGCAGCGGGCCGGGGCCAGCGGACGCGGCGCUCCCUGCGAAAGUCCGUACGCGGCGGCGGGCCCGGCGGGCCGCCCGGAGGAGGCGACUGCGCCAUGGACGAGCCGCCCUUCAGCGAAGCGGCCUUGGAGCAGGCGCUGGCAGAGCCGUGCGAGCUGGACGCGGCCCUGCUGACCGACAUCGAAGGUGAAGUCGGCGCGGUGCGGAGACCGGCAGGCCAGCGGCCGGGACGCCCCGAAGGGGCGGCGGGCGCGGGCCGCGGAGCCAUGGAUUGCACGUUCGAAGACAUGCUGCAGCUCAUCAACAACCAAGACAGCGACUUCCCUGGCCUGUUCGACCCACCCUAUGCCGGCGGCGGGGCAGGGAGCACAGGCCCUGCCAGUCCUGAUGCCAGCACCCCGGGCAGCUUGUCCCCAUCUCCUGCCACAAUGAGCUCCCCACUCGAAGGCUUCCUGGGGGGACCCAAGGCGACACCUCCACCCUUGUCCCCUCCCCAGCCUGCACCCACCUCCCUGAAGAUGUACCCCUCUGGGCCUGCCUUCUCCCCGGGGCCUGGUAUCAAGGAGGAGCCAGUGCCGCUGACUAUCUUGCAGCCCCCGACCCCGCAGCCCCUGCCGGGGUCCCUCCUGCCCCAGAGCUUCCCGGCCCCAGCUCCACCACAGUUCAGCUCUUCCCCUGUCUUGGGCUAUCCCAGCCCCAUGGGGGGAGGCUUCUCUGCAGGGACCCCUCCAGGGAGCACCCCGCAGCCGCUGCCUGGCCUGCCACUGGCUUCCCUGCCAGGGGUCCCGCCCGUCUCCUUGCACACCCAGGUCCAGAACGCGGCCCCCCAGCAGCUGUUGACGGCCACGGCCAACCCCACGGCAGCCCCUGGAACAACCACGGUGACCUCGCAGAUCCAGCAGGUCCCGGUCCUGCUGCAGCCACACUUCAUCAAGGCAGACUCGCUGCUCCUGACGACCAUGAAAACAGACAUGGCAGCCACUGUGAAGGCGGCGGGUAUCAGCUCCCUGGCCCCUGGCACAGCUGUGCAGACGGCGCCCUUGCAGACCCUGGUGAGUGGAGGAACCAUCCUGGCGACAGUGCCACUGGUAGUGGAUGCCGAAAAGCUGCCCAUCAACCGGCUGGCGGCUGGUGGCAAGGCGCCGGGCUCUGCCCAGAGCCGUGGAGAGAAGCGCACGGCCCACAACGCCAUUGAGAAGCGCUACCGUUCCUCCAUCAACGACAAAAUCGUCGAGCUCAAGGACCUGGUAGUGGGCACUGAGGCGAAGCUGAAUAAGUCUGCCGUCUUGCGCAAGGCCAUCGACUACAUCCGCUUCCUACAACAGAGCAACCAGAAGCUCAAGCAAGAGAACCUGAGUCUCCGCUCUGCUGCCCACAAAAGCAAGUCUCUGAAGGAUCUGGUCUCAGCCUGUGGCAGCGGAGGAAACACAGACGUGCCCAUGGAGGGCAUGAAGCCGGAGGUGGUAGACACACUGAGCCCGCCUCCCUCGGACGCUGGCUCGCCCUCUCAGAGCAGCCCCUUGUCCCUCGGAGGCAGGAGUAGUGGCAGUGGCGGCAGUGGAAGCGACUCGGAGCCCGACAGCCCAGUCUUUGAGGACAGCCAGGUGAAGCCCGAGCAGCUGCUGUCCCCCCACAGCCGGGGCAUGCUGGACCGCUCCCGGCUGGCCCUGUGUGCACUCAUCUUCCUCUGCCUCUCCUGCAACCCCUUGGCCUCCCUGCUGGGAAACCGGGGUCUCCAUAGCUCCUCAGAUGUCAGCAGCACCUACCAUGGUCCUGGCCGCAACAUGCUGGGUGCUGAAAGCGGAGACGGCCCUGGCUGGGCCCCAUGGCUGCUGCCCCCACUGGUCUGGCUGACCAAUGGGCUGCUGGUGCUGGUCUUCCUGGCGCUUCUCUUUGUCUAUGGAGAACCAGUCACGCGGCCCCACUCGGACCCUGCUGUGCACUUCUGGAGGCAUCGCAAGCAGGCUGACCUGGACCUGGCCCGGGGGGACUUUGCCCAAGCUGCCCAGCAGUUGUGGCUGGCCCUGCGGGCCCUGGGCCGCCCGCUACCCACCUCCCACCUGGACCUGGCCUGCAGCCUGCUCUGGAGCCUUAUCCGCCACCUGCUGCAGCGCCUCUGGGUGGGCCGCUGGCUGGCCGGCCGCGCUGGGGGCCUGCACAGGGACUGUGCCCUGCAGGCGGACGCCCGCGCCAGCGCCCGGGAUGCCGCACUUGUCUACCACAAGCUGCACCAGCUGCACACCAUGGGGAAGUACACGGGCGGGCACCUCGCUGCUGCCAACCUGGCCCUAAGCGCCCUGAACCUGGCAGAAUGUGCAGGGGAUGCCGUGUCCGUGGCCACGCUGGCCGAGAUCUACGUGGCUGCCGCGCUGAGGGUCAAGACCAGUCUCCCACGGGCCUUGCAUUUUCUGACACGCUUCUUCCUGAGUAGUGCCCGCCAGGCCUGCCUGGCACAGAGCGGCUCGGUGCCUCUUGCCAUGCAGUGGCUGUGCCACCCCGUGGGCCACCGUUUCUUCGUGGACGGGGACUGGGCCGUGUGCAGCACCCCGAGGGAGAGCCUGUACAGCUUGGCCGGCAACCCAGUGGACCCAUUGGCCCAGGUGACUCAGCUGUUCCGCGAGCAUCUCCUGGAGCGAGCACUGAAUUGUGUCGUUCAGCCCAGUCCCAGCCCUGGAUCAGCUGAUGGAGACAGGGAGUUCUCCGAUGCCCUGGGGUACCUCCAGCUGCUCAACAGCUGUUCUGAUGCCGCUGGGGCUCCGGCCUGCAGCUUCUCCAUCAGCUCCAGCAUGGCCACUGCCACCGGCACAGACCCCGUGGCCAAGUGGUGGGCCUCCCUGACAGCUGUGGUGACCCACUGGCUGCGACGCGAUGAGGAGGCGGCCGAGCGGCUAUACCCAGUGGUGGAGCACCUGCCCCGUGCCCUGCAGGAGUCUGAGAGACCCCUGCCCAGGGCAGCUCUGCACUCCUUCAAGGCUGCCCGGGCUGUGCUAGGCCGCGGGAAAGCAGAGUCUGGCCCAGCUAGCCUGGCCAUCUGUGAGAAGGCCAGUGGGUACCUGCAGGACAGCCUGGCCACCACCCCAGCUGGCAGCUCCAUCGACAAGGCCAUGCAGCUGUUCCUGUGUGACUUGCUCCUGGUGGCACGAACUAGCCUGUGGCGGCGCCAGCAGCCGCCUGCUCCCACCCAGACCUCGCAGGGCCCGGGCGCUGGGGCCCAGGCCUCCGCCCUCGAACUGCGCGGCUUCCAACGGGACCUGAGUGGCCUGAGGCGUCUGGCACAAAGUUUCCGGCCUGCCAUGCGGAGGGUGUUCUUGCAUGAGGCCACGGCCCGGCUGAUGGCUGGGGCCAGCCCCACGAGGACACACCAGCUCCUGGACCGCAGUCUGCGGAGGAGGGCAGGACCCUGUGGCAAAGGUGCAGGGGCGGAGCUGGAACCGAGACCCACGCGGCGGGAGCACGCUGAGGCUCUGCUGCUGGCCUCCUGCUACUUGCCUCCCGGCUUCCUGUCGGCGCCGGGGCAGCGCGUGGGCAUGCUGGCCGAGGCGGCGCGGACGCUCGAGAAGCUCGGCGAUCGCCGCCUGCUGCACGACUGCCAGCAAAUGCUCAUGCGCCUGGGCGGCGGGACCACCGUCACCUCCAGCUAGAUCCCUGUCGGCGGCCCCAGUGGGGCUUGUGUGCCGGGCCGGAGCCUCGACGGCCAAAGGCAGCGCUGGAGACCCCAGGUGUCCACGGUCCACCCAUGUACUGCACUGUCUCCUGGGCGGAUGGGAGGUACUCAGGGGCUUUUGCUGCCUCGUGACCUGGGAGGCCGGAGGGGGCGCGACCCUACCACCCCCACCCCCACCCCCACAACCCCCCCCACUGCAGCCCAACCCGAUGGGCCACGGCCUGCGUGGUGCUGACCUCUGGUGGCCAAUCGGGGGAUUGCAGGGGCCGGGACGGCCGCUGUGACCUUGCUGUGCAAAAGCCCCAGUGGCUUUUCCCUCUCCUGUCUCGCAGAGGAGUACAUUUCACUGAGCUGAGGGGGGCCUAUUUGGCUUUCCCAGCCAGCUAAGGGGGUUCUACUCCAAGGCGCCUCUCUCCCUUCUGGGGAGAUAUGUACAUAGUGUAGAUCAGGGCGCACCAGCCUCCUGGCCUCUGAGGCUCAAGUGUUACUUUGCCUUUUGCAAACUUUAUUUUCAUAGGUUGAGAAGUUUUGUACAGAGAAUAAAAGAUGAAAUUAUUUAUAA
Mustela erminea (ermine) is the source of this 4348-nucleotide messenger RNA. It is a transcript of the gene SREBF1, whose product is annotated as sterol regulatory element binding transcription factor 1. The transcript is spliced from 20 exons. Gene Ontology annotation, biological process: regulation of transcription by RNA polymerase II. Gene Ontology annotation, cellular component: nucleus. Gene Ontology annotation, molecular function: DNA-binding transcription factor activity, RNA polymerase II-specific; protein dimerization activity; RNA polymerase II cis-regulatory region sequence-specific DNA binding. The record is from RefSeq and is a predicted model, not a curated record. Lineage: Eukaryota; Metazoa; Chordata; Mammalia; Carnivora; Mustelidae. Bases 218 to 3763 code for a protein of 1181 amino acids.